This is a messenger RNA of Rotaria sp. Silwood2, 255 nucleotides long. The record is from the annotation of a GenBank genome assembly. NCBI's taxonomy places the organism in Eukaryota, Metazoa, Rotifera, Eurotatoria, Philodinida, Philodinidae.
AUGGCUUUUGUAAUGUUUGACGAUAAACGACAAAAAACAGCUCGAAAAAUAUCGAAACGUGUUACGUCAUUUCUUUGGUUUCAAAUUUUUAUUGAUGUUUUGAAGAAAUUACCACAAACAAAUCAAGCAAAAAAAGAUAUGCUUGAUAAAUGUGAAGAUUAUUAUCAUUUCAAUAAACAAGAACUAAUUAAAAUUGAACGAUUUCGUACAACUUAUACAAUUAAUGAAGCCAUUCGAUGGUUUACAUUAGAUUGA